Messenger RNA from Oppiella nova, 1490 nucleotides. The record is from the annotation of a GenBank genome assembly. Lineage: Eukaryota; Metazoa; Arthropoda; Arachnida; Sarcoptiformes; Oppiidae.
AUUAUAUUAAGUUACUGGGCGUCGAAAAACACAGACUUUUGAGUGGAUCCUAAGUGCAAACUCCACACACUUUUAUGAACCAAAUUCAAUGACUUGAUUCACACCAGGAAUUGAGUGAUUUUAGUCACAAGUAUAGCACACAAUUCGUAUCAAUAAAUAAUGGAUCAUAAGACCAUUGAAAACUUCACACAAACUACUAAUUUAAUGGAUGGCACCCAAGUAGUCGGCGACAGUUAUGGACCAAAUUUAUGGUCGCUUUCAUUAACUCUUUCUCAUAACUCAAGUAAUAGCACUCCGUAUAAUGAAAGCCAUUUCGGGGACGACUAUAACCUCACGACAAAUGUGUCGAUCCCGGAGCCCAUGCAACGGGUGUUUAACAUUACACAGACGACACCCAUUGAGUACGCGAUGGUUAUGUACGGCUAUAUUAUGCCAUUCCUACUGAUCAUGACAUUAGUGGCCAAUAUUCUCAUAGUGUUAGUGUUGGCGCAGAAACACAUGAGAACACCGACUAAUAUAGUGCUCCUGUCGAUGGCCGUGGCCGACAUGCUGACCCUGGUGUUCCCCAGUCCCUGGUACUUCUACAUGUAUACGCUGGGAUAUCACACUGAGUUGCUUUACCCACCGGUGGCCUGUUAUGCCUAUUCACAGAUGAUUGAAGUGAUUCCCAUGUUUUUCCACACGGCGUCCAUAUGGCUCACCAUCUUAUUGGCCGGACAAAGAUACAUAUACAUCUGUCACCCAGUGUUGGCCAAGACCUGGUGUACAAUCCCGCGUGUGAGCCGGGCCAUAAUCACCAUAUUUAUCAUGUCUUUUUCGGCACAAUUUAGUCGUUUCUUUGACUCAUUCUAUAAGUCAGUGGAGUUUGAGUCAAAUGGUGUGACAUGUAUGGGUUGUCAGCAAUUGAUGGCCGAUUGGGUGGAAAACUAUCAGAAUUUCUACUUUCCGUUGUAUUUCGGGUUUCGCAUUAUAUUCGUCAAUAUGGGUCCCUGUCUGGCACUGGUAGUCCUCAACGUAUUCCUAUUCAUGGCUCUCCGGAGGGCACAAAGAAAACGAAAGAAACUCUUUCAAGACAAGCGAAACACGGAAUCCAAGAAUAUUCGUGACUCCAAUUCAACCACAUAUAUGUUGAUGGUAGUGGUGACCGUAUUCCUCAUGGUGGAGAUCCCCAUGGCUGUGGCCACUCUCAUACACGUGUUGGCCAACACCGCGAUCAUACCGUUCCCCGAUGAGAAUUUCAAAUACUUGAAAAUUACUAUUUUGAUCACAAACUUCAUAAUUAUGUUGAGUUUUCCGCUAAAUUUCGCCAUUUAUUGCGGGAUGAGUCGCCAGUUUAGGGAAACGUUUAGUCAGUUAUUUAUCAAAAAACUCAGAGAUCAAGUGCAAGGAUCAAAAUCGGCUGUCACUACAGCUACUAACCUAUGAAAUGUUGUAUACAAUGUAUAUCAAUGUAAAUAAAUAUAUAAUAUUAGAUAUACGAUCAAGUUAUA